Scomber japonicus (chub mackerel) is the source of this 2502-nucleotide messenger RNA. It is a transcript of the gene fbxl5, whose product is annotated as F-box and leucine-rich repeat protein 5. The record is from RefSeq and is a predicted model, not a curated record. Gene Ontology annotation, biological process: intracellular iron ion homeostasis; SCF-dependent proteasomal ubiquitin-dependent protein catabolic process. Bases 221 to 2161 code for a protein of 646 amino acids. Lineage: Eukaryota; Metazoa; Chordata; Actinopteri; Scombriformes; Scombridae. Gene Ontology annotation, molecular function: protein binding. Gene Ontology annotation, cellular component: SCF ubiquitin ligase complex. The transcript has 10 exons.
CCAGGGCUGGAAAACUCCUCCUCACAGAUGCUGACAUUCUCCAGCUGCUGGGUGAGAGGCUGAACUUCUGCCUCCUGAAGUACUCUCAGUACCUGAGAGUCUGGAUUGAUUCCCCACGCCUUCCUCGGAGCUUCGACCUCUGUCUAAAACCAACUUCUCCAACAACAAUGAUUUCCGCUCAUUUCUUCAGUCACUGUGCGCCACCUUCAAGGAGUUUAAGAUGCAUGAACAAAUUGAGAAUGAGUACAUUAUUGGUCUGUUGCAACAGCGCUGCUGCACUGUGUACAAUGUGCACUCUGACAACAAGCUCUCGGAGAUGCUGUCCCUCUUUGAAAAGGGGCUGCACAACGUUAAGAGUGAAUAUGAGCAGCUUAACUAUGCCCAGCAGCUGAAGGAGAGACUGGAAGCUUUCACACAGGACUUUUUGCCCCACAUGAAAGAAGAGGAAGAGGUGUUUCAGCCUAUGCUUAUGCAGUACUUCACCUACGAGGAGCUCAAGGACAUCAAGAAACAGGUGAUAGCACAACACUGCAGCCAACAGCAAUGGGACUGUGCCGCAGAGGUGCUGAAAGGAUUCCGGUUGUGGAGCCAGGCAGAGGAGCUGCAAAAAGCCUUUAAAUAUGCUGAUCAUGAGAAGACAGAUUAUGAACUGGAACAGAAUGGAAACUGUUCAACUCACAUCUCCCAGCUUCCUACAGAAAUCAUGCUGAGGCUCUUCCAUUAUUUGAGCCCUGAAGAUCUGUGUCGCUGUAGUCAAGUGUGCACCUCUUGGUCAGAGCUGGCUAAGACCGGCUCUCUUUGGAGGCACCUAUACCCUGUGCACUGGGCCAGAGGUGAUUAUUAUAAUGGCCCACCUGGGGAUCUGAACCAAGAGCCGGAUGACGAUUGGGUGAAGAGUCGGCAGAAUGAGGGCCGGGCCUACCAGGAAUGGGAUGAGGAUGCUGAUGUUGAUGAGUCUGAUGUGUCGGGCCACACAGAGGGCUCUCUGGCAAUUAACACUGCUCAACGGGAGAAGAGGCUGCUGAAUGGGAUCAUCCAGAACCUUCUGCCAGCUGUGGGUCCAUCUGUCAAGUCCGUUGUUCUGGCGUACAGUUCUACAGUCUCUAGUAAAAUGGUGCGCCAAAUCCUCAGUCUCUGCCCCAAUAUUACUCAUAUGGACCUGACUCAGACUGAUGUUACAGAUUCUGCAUUUGACAGCUGGUCAUCUCUUGGAGCAUGUCUCUCUCUGGAGCACCUGGAUCUGUCUGGGUGUGAGAAGAUUACGGAUCACACCCUGAAGAAACUGUCUGUUGGGCUGGGUGACCUUUCCUCUUCCACUUGCUUUGAAAAACGCUCAGACCGACGAGCCAAGCUUCUUAAAAGUUCCCCAAUACCCAUCACACUCAUGGAUGAGAGAAACUUACACCCAAGAGGGCGGAAGCGCCAGGCCAUCAUUUUCAAGCAAGGGACAGGCCGUUGGGGUGCUGCCGGCACCCCCACUCGAGUGUGGGUUCUGGACCCCUCAGACCUUGUUGAUAUUGAAGAUGCUGCAGAAUGGACCCGCCGCAGCGGGUUGUCUCUUCCUGAAGCAGAAAGCUUUGUAGGGACACAGCUUGUGGGAAGCUCAUGCUGUUGCAGGAGGAGUAGGAGGCGCGGGCACAGGACUGGCUCAAACGUCUCCUUUUUGCAUCAGCAGUAUGCCAUGUCUGGGGAAAUGUUUUGUGGUCACUCCACCUGCUGCACUAAUGACAUGGCCCUCAGGACUAUUAAUGGGCCUCAGUGUGAGUCAGGCACUACCAGAAGCAACACUGCAGAAUUUCGGACUAAAUGCUCCUCAUUUGGGGGGCUGCAGUGUCGGGAGCGCCAAAACAGGACUGACCAGACAGAGGCAAAACGCUCCUUGAGACUUCUCAGUCUCUCUGGAUGUUAUCAAGUCACAGAUUUGGGCUUAAGGGCUCUUUCUCAGCGUGGAGGACUUCCUGCCCUGGAGCAUCUCAACUUGUCUGGCUGCCUGUUCAUCACUGAGGUGGGGCUGCAGGAGCUGGUGUCAGCCUGUCCUUCCCUCAAUGAUGAGCACUUCUAUUACUGCGACAACAUCAACGGUAACAUUCACAUGUGGAAACACAAGGGGCUCCUAUUUUCUCUGAAACACAGAAUUAUACAUACUCACACUCUUGUCUAGCUGAGCAUUUGGCAAACAGUAUUAUGUAUAACUUGUCACGGUGAAUGUAAAUGAUUUGUGAGCAAACAUGUUGCAAUAAGUGGCAACUGUAACAAACAUUACUAACCACCCACAUAGCAUGUGUCCUAGUGUAAGUAACCGAUGCUGCUGAGGUGGAAGGUAAGUAGGCAUUAUAGUAGCCAGUGUGAUACCUUUACUGUCUACUGAUUUAUUUAAAGGUAGUUUCUAAUAAUGACAUUAUCUAAUGUAUCAUAAUUCUUUUUUUAAAUUGUUUAGUUUGUGGAUUUGCACUUUCCUGUUGCAUGCAGUUCAACAGAUGACCACUGUGUGGUGGUGUUUCU